UGCCACUCCCGCUUCCGUCCCGCAUCUAUCAACAUGCGGAACCAGAGGCCGUCCACCGUCUCACCCAUCUUCAUCUUCUUCCUCCUCGAGUCUAUCCCCACUGCUCUCGCUGCUCGUAAACAAAACCGUCCCAGCUACCGAACCUGCCACGAAGUCUCCAUAGCCUGUCCCCUUUGAGCGACGACGUAUAGUUACUAUCCUAAACUCGGCCCGAAUGCCUUCUUCCUGGUAUUGUUCGCCCUUUGCUUCGUAGGAUCGCUAGGUAUCGGUAUAUAGAGCAAAACAUGGACAUACACGCUUAUGUUGGGUGGAGGCACCUUGUUGGGAGCGCUAGGAUACCUCGGUCGCGUGCUCAUAAACGACAACCUGUGGAGCAAGGCAGCCUUCGAGAUGCAGAUCUGCUGUCUUGUUCUUGGGCCAGCUUUGUCGAUGCCGCCAUCUACCUGACGCUGCAGCAUUUCGUGUUGUACUGUGGACCCGAGUUCAGCCUGUUGAAGCCCCGCCUCUACCCAUGGCUCUUCGUUGGAUGCGAUUUCGCCUCGAUCGUGAUGCAGGCCAUUGGCGGAGGCGUGGCUGCUGGAGGAGGAAUUUCGGACAACAUCAAGGUCGUCAACGUCGGUAACAGCCUCAUCCUCGCGGGUAUCGCUUUCCAGGUUACCGCCAUGAGCGUUUGUGGCUUGCUCGUCCUCACAUUCCUGUGGAGGUACCGCAAAGCGCGAGCAACCCUUUACGCGUCGAACGAGAAGAGCGCAUACGACCUCAGCAAGGCCAGUAACGCUGUGAGCAGGAAGCUAUAGUGUUCGGCGGAGUAGCCGUAUUGGCAUACUUGAACAUCUUGAUUCGAUGCAUCUACUGACUGCCUAAGAUGGUGGGAGCAUGGGGUAAAAUGCUCUUAUGAGGAAGGAGUUCUUGCUGCUUAAUGGAAUUUAAGAUGAUUGCGAUCGCAUGCUUUGUAUUGACCCUGUUCCACCCUGCCUUCUUCUUUGCCCCAUUCACCGCUUUCCGCCAAAGCAGACGC
Messenger RNA from Paraphaeosphaeria sporulosa, 1018 nucleotides. RefSeq lists its product as uncharacterized. Lineage: Eukaryota; Fungi; Ascomycota; Dothideomycetes; Pleosporales; Didymosphaeriaceae. The transcript has 2 exons. The coding region runs from base 285 to 797 and encodes 170 amino acids. The record is from RefSeq and is a predicted model, not a curated record. Gene Ontology annotation, cellular component: fungal-type vacuole; plasma membrane.